Aspergillus tanneri is the source of this 1155-nucleotide messenger RNA. Its product is annotated as DUF1996 domain-containing protein. NCBI's taxonomy places the organism in Eukaryota, Fungi, Ascomycota, Eurotiomycetes, Eurotiales, Aspergillaceae. The record is from RefSeq and is a predicted model, not a curated record. The coding region runs from base 1 to 1155 and encodes 384 amino acids. The transcript is spliced from 3 exons.
AUGCGCGUUAGUACCCUGAACAAAGCGCCACUGGGCUUGUUGGCCCUCUUCGCUACCUCGACGGACGCCUUCUGGCGCAUGAUGUGUCCUAGUCGACUCGUACAAGAACGGGCAGAUCCUAUUAUAAACCCCGGUGCUGUCGCAUCGCAUGUGCAUACGAUCUCUGGAGGAAACGGGUUCGCUCUGUCGAUGGACUACGAUAAGGCCCGAUCCUCGGAUUGCUCGAGCUGCCCUAUCAAGCAGGAUCUUUCCAACUACUGGACACCGAAACUGUAUUUCCACGCUGAGAAUGGGAGCUUCAUCAGCGUUCCCCAGGUGGGAGAUCAAAAUGGCAACCAGGGUGGAAUGACGGUGUAUUACUUCCAACGCGGUGGUCCCAACAACGACAAAAUCAAAGCUUUCCCCAAGAACUUCCGCAUGCUUGCCGGCGACCCGUACAAGCGUAACUUCAGCCAUGAUUUUGCGUCGCAGGCCGUGAGUUUCGUCUGUCUCGAUUACAAUGGACCUCCGAGACCGGAGACCAACGGAUUCCCCAACUAUAACUGUCCCAACGGCCUCCGCGUGCAGAUCUUCUUCCCGUCGUGCUGGGAUGGCAAGAACCUCGAUUCAGAUGAUCACAGGUCUCAUGUCGCGUAUCCUGAGUCCGGGGCAUACAACAACGGCGCCUGUCCUAAGAGUCAUCCUGUUCAUUUGGUUUCCAUCUUCUUCGAGGUUAUCUGGGAUACAAACCAGUUCACGGGCCAAUGGUACGGUGAUUCGCAGCCUUUUGUGCUUGCGAAUGGUGAUCCAACUGGGUAUGGAAUGCACGGAGAUUUCGUCAACGGAUGGGACGUCGACGUGCUCCAAACUGCCGUGGACAACUGCUUGAAUGACAGCGGUAAUCUGGAGGACUGCGUCCACGAGGAUGGAAGUCACGUCUUUAAGUUCUUCUCGGACGAGGAGUGUCAGAAGUGUAAGCUUGACUCUGUGAUUGAAGAGGAGGUCGAUGGUAUCUUCGACCAGCUUCCUGGUUGCAACCCCUUGACUAGUGGGCCUGAUGCCGCUCAGCCUGCUGAGAACUGUGAGAAUCCUGCCAUUAAGGGGGCGUCCGAGCAGAUGGUUCGACGACACCUUGAUAUGCAUAGACAUGGUGCGCAUCACAAAGCUGCACAUUAA